Molecule: messenger RNA, 2292 nt
Organism: [Candida] anglica
Lineage: Eukaryota; Fungi; Ascomycota; Pichiomycetes; Serinales; Debaryomycetaceae
Source: the annotation of a GenBank genome assembly
AUCUUUACUAAUCCACCAUACUCAACAACCGUACAGAAAAUGGCCGGACCUACUUUGCAUCCAGCUAAGGGAAACACCUUGGCCGACUUGGCUGCCAACAUCAAGAUCGCCGUUGCCGGCGCUAUUUCCAAGACCGUAUUGGCCGAUGCGGCUGAGAGUGACUCAAACUUGUCUUACCAAGAUGCUAAGCUUGGGUUUGAACUUGUUGAAGCUAAUGCCAUCGUUCGUUACUUGACAGGUGACUUCUCUGCCAGCAAGGUUAUUGCUUUAGAAGAAACCACCGCCUACAAGACUCUUAAGGCCAACAAGCCUGUGGAAGACACUGCUUCCCUUAUUGGUGGGUUCACCACUCCAGACGUUAAAUCUGCCGAACAAAUCAUUGCCUUUUCCGCUGUCUACCCAACAUUGAAGGGCUCCUCAGAAGACUCCUCCUCUUGGUUUGGUGCCUUCUCGAAAGUCCCAGAGGUCACUGCUGCCAUCACUACCGCUCUUGCCGUCACCAAGAUUGAAAGAACUAAGGAAACCAACACUGGUGCUAAAAACGUUGAAACUGGUCAUCUUGUCAAGAAGCAAGCAGACCAAAUCUUGCCAAAGGACAACGAAAGAAACAUUUUGAUCACCUCUGCCCUUCCUUAUGUUAACAACGUUCCUCAUUUGGGUAACAUUGUUGGAUCUGUAUUGUCUGCUGACAUUUACGCCAGAUACGCCAAGAACAGAAACUAUAACGCUCUCUUUGUCUGUGGUACCGACGAAUAUGGUACUGCCACAGAAACCAAGGCGUUGGAAGAAAAAGUCACUCCAAAGGAAUUGUGUGACAAGUACUACAAGAUUCAUAAGGAAGUUUAUGAAUGGUUUAACAUCGGGUUUGACCACUUUGGUAGAACUACCACCGAUGAACAAACAGAAAUCGCUCAAGACAUCUUUUUGAAGUUGAACGAAAAUGGUUACUUGGAAGAACAAACCACCCCUCAAUUAUACUGUGAAGAACACAAGGCUUACUUGGCCGACAGAUAUGUUGAAGGUACUUGUCCAUUGUGUGGAUACGAAGACGCAAGAGGUGAUCAAUGUGACAAGUGUGGUAAGUUAUUGAACCCGUUCGAAUUGAUCAACCCUAGAUGUAAGUUGGAUAACUCUGUCCCAGUGACCAAGGAUUCCACUAACAUUUACCUUAAACUUGAAGACUUACAAGAAGAAUUAUCCAAAUGGGUCGACGAAAGCUCCACCAAGGGUAAGUGGUCCAAGAACUCCAAGACCAUCACCAACUCAUGGUUGAAGGAAGGUCUUCAACCUAGAUGUAUUACCCGUGACUUGAAAUGGGGUACUCCAGUUCCAUUGGAAAAAUACAGUAACAAGGUUUUGUACGUGUGGUUUGACGCUCCAAUUGGUUAUGUUUCCAUCACUGCCAACUACUUCAAAGAAAAGGGCAACAAGGAAUGGACCAAAUGGUGGAAGAACCCAGAAAACGUUGAUUUGUACCAAUUCAUGGGUAAGGAUAACACUCCAUUCCAUUGUGUUGUUUUCCCAUCUACCCAAAUUGGUACCAAGGAAAACUGGACUAAGUUGCAUCACAUUAACACCACCGAGUACUUGCAAUACGAGGGUGGUAAGUUCUCCAAGUCUAGAGGUGUUGGUGUCUUUGGUAACAAUGCCAAGGAAACUGGUGUUCUGCCAUCUGUAUGGAGAUACUACUUGUCUUCCAUCAGACCAGAAACCUCUGAUUCUCAAUUCUCUUGGAAUGAAUUUGUCACUAAGAACAAUUCUGAAUUAUUGGCCAACUUGGGUAACUUUGUUAAUAGACUUGUUAAGUUUGUUAAUGUCAAAUAUAACGGUGUUGUACCAAAAUUUGACCCUAAGAACGUUCCUAACUACAGUUCCUUUGAAUCUGAUGUCAAUGAAUUACUCAAGUCUUACAUCGACAGCAUGGAAGCCGUCAGCUUGCGUCGUGGUUUAGAACUUGCCAUGGCCAUCUCUUCCCGUGGUAACCAAUUCUUACAAGACAACAAAUUAGAUAACACUUUGUACUCUGACUUCCCUGAAAAGUCCGAUGCUGUUGUCAGUGUUGGUUUGAAUCUUAUCUACCUUCUUUCCGCCAUUAUUUGGCCAUUUAUGCCAGAAACUGGUGACAAGAUUGAUGAGAUCUUGAACGCUCCUGCCUUAUCUAUCACUGACAAGUUUGAACUUGUUUUGAAGCCUGGCCACUGUAUUGGUAAGGCUCAAUACUUGUUCACCAGAAUUGAUGAAAAGAAGAUUGAAGAAUGGCGUGGAAUGUACGGAGGACAACAAAAGAAGUAA